This is a messenger RNA of Rangifer tarandus platyrhynchus (Svalbard reindeer), 567 nucleotides long. NCBI's taxonomy places the organism in Eukaryota, Metazoa, Chordata, Mammalia, Artiodactyla, Cervidae. The record is from the annotation of a GenBank genome assembly.
AUGGCGCCCACCAUGCUGGUGCUGCUGGUUCCGCCGUUGCCCGCAGCCCGAGGACUUCUCCGGAACUGUUGGAAGCAACUGCAGCGGAAACUUCUGCAGAGCCGACCAGGUUUUCCCAGUCCUCCUUGGGGACCAGCAUUAGCAGUUCAAGGUCCAGCUAUAUUUUCAGAACCAGCAAAUGAUACCAGUGGAAGUACGGAGACUUGCAGCCUUCUGGAUAGUAUAUUUUGGAUGGCAGCUCCUAAAAACAGGCGCAGCAUUGAAGUGAACCGGUGUAGGAGAAGAAACCCUCAUAAGCUUAUUAAAGUUAAGAACAAUAUAGACUUUUGUCCUGAAUGUGGUCACCUGAAACAGAAACAUGUCCUCUGUGGCUAUUGCUAUGAGAAGGUGUGCAAGGAGACAGCAGAAAUCAGAAGACAGAUAGGGAAGCAAGAGGGGGGCCCUUUCAAGGCUCCUACUGUGGAGACUGUGGUGCUGUAUUCGGGGGAGACACCCUCCGAGCAGGAUCAAGGCAAGAGGAUCAUUGAACGGGAGAGGAAGCGGCCGUCCUGGUUCACCCAGAAUUGA